CAUUGGCUCCGCGGGCCGGGGCGGGGCUGCGGGGUCCGCGGUGCGUUCAGUAAGUUCACCGCCGGUCGGGUUCCGCAGCCGCGCCGUCCAGCUCCUGAGACCUUGCUGUCCGCCGGUCCGCCGUCUGCUUGCCUCACGCUCCUCAGCCCUGGACCGGGGACGAGUAACCCUCGGUGACAAGACCAAAGUGCACUGCUGCCCACACAGCUCCUACCUUUCUGGCUUCAAUUCUUCAGAACAGUUUGCCAUCCUUUGGGGAGAACGUGAUUUUUGUUAUCUCAGCCCUCUGACUUCAUUGAUCUCUAAUCUUUUUUAAUUCCUUGGGCCAACUUUGGUCGUGCCCCACCCUGUAGCCAGGAGCCCUUUGGUGAGCUUUGGGCACCUGCAAACCACCUCUUGGAACGGGUGCUUCCUCUGGCUGAGCGUUUGAGAGGAGGCGUGGUCUCAGCAGGCAGCCUGUAGCCUCACAGCCAGGCCUGGCGGUGAGGUCACCAUGUCCACCAAGGUGCCCAUCUAUCUGAAGCGUGGCAGUCGCAAGGGCAAGAAGGAGAAGCUUCGGGACCUGCUGUCCUCGGACAUGAUCAGCCCGCCGCUGGGGGACUUCCGCCACACCAUUCAUAUCGGCAGUGGUGGCGGCAGCGACAUGUUUGGUGACAUCUCCUUCCUGCAGGGCAAGUUCCACCUCCUGCCGGGGACCGUGGUGGAGGGGCCUGAGGAGGAUGGCACCUUCGACCUCCCCUUCCAGUUUACCCGCACCGCAACUGUGUGUGGGCGGGAGCUCCCGGACGGCCCAUCACCUCUGCUUAAGAACGCCAUCUCCCUCCCCGUUAUCGGUGGACCCCAGGCUCUCACCCUGCCCACAGCCCAGGCUCCACCCAAGCCCCCUCGCCUGCACCUGGAGACCCCUCAGCCUUCCCCACAGGAGGGAGGGAGUGUGGACAUCUGGAGGAUUCCAGAGACUGGCUCCCCCCACAGUGGGUUGACCCCGGAGUCAGGGGCUGAGGAGCCCUUCCUGUCCCAUGCCAGCUCCCUACUGUCCCUGCAUGUGGACCUGGGGCCCUCCAUCCUGGACGAUGUCCUGCAGAUCAUGGAUCAGGACCUGGACAGCAUGCAGAUCCCCACAUAGGACCCGAGGCUGACUAGGCUGGGGGCCCAGGUGGGGCCCAGCCAGGAGGUGGGGUAUGGACAUGGCCCUGGCGGUGGAGUCAGGGUCCCAAGGUCCCACUGUGUCGUCGCUGGCCAGUGAUUCUCCUUCUGAGCCAUGUUUCCCCUUUCCCUCCCUCUCCACGUGGGCAGGGCAGGCCCCAUCGCUUUCCUCUAGUAACCACAUGGACACGUCCUGAAGUUAGCCCAGGGCGCCCUGAGCGUCUUGGGGCACCUGGACCCCACCACAAUACUCCUUCUUCCCUCAGGUCCCUGGGUGAAGGCUUUGCUGAAACCGACCCCCAUUUUCACCUCCCUUCUGCCUCAGCCCCGUUGGAUGCCCUGACUGGGGGCAGGGGAAGACACAGGGCACAGCUGGCCACAGGGCUCGGCCACUGGGCAAGCUGUUCCAGGCCUUUGGCUUUGCAUCCUGGACAGGGAGUGUCCUGUCAGGGACCAGAUGCGUCCUGCCUCAUCCCCGGCUCCAUCCCUUCCCCACGUGACCGGGGAUUCUGGUUGCAAUAAAACACGCUGCUGCUGGUGGCUGAGCUCCCUGUCCCCUUGCCCCAGGUUUCCUCGUGGAGGUAGGCAGUCUCCUAGAGCUGAGGGCUUACCUCUGGAGACCCCAGCCCCAGAGGGCUUUGUGGAGGACAGGCCUUGCCUUCAGGAAGGUCAUACCUGACGCUGAGCCUGUUGUGAGAAUGCAACAGGAGCAAACCAAGUGUUGCUGUGGAUAUUCCAACAUUGAUUCAGAUGUUUGGCAAGAGGUGGCUGAGCACUCGGGUAGGCUCAGCACUGUGCCAAGCCUGGGGCCAAUCCCUGCCCAGUCAGCUGAGGUCUGGUGGGGGACACCCAAGAAUAAAAGAAUAACCACAAAGUG
Messenger RNA from Piliocolobus tephrosceles (Ugandan red Colobus), 2023 nucleotides. RefSeq names its product CDC42 effector protein 2 (gene CDC42EP2). Gene Ontology annotation, molecular function: small GTPase binding. The transcript is spliced from 2 exons. The record is from RefSeq and is a predicted model, not a curated record. Gene Ontology annotation, biological process: Rho protein signal transduction; positive regulation of actin filament polymerization; positive regulation of pseudopodium assembly. The coding region runs from base 494 to 1126 and encodes 210 amino acids. NCBI's taxonomy places the organism in Eukaryota, Metazoa, Chordata, Mammalia, Primates, Cercopithecidae. Gene Ontology annotation, cellular component: cytoplasm; plasma membrane; cytoskeleton.